Molecule: messenger RNA, 1765 nt
Organism: Effrenium voratum
Lineage: Eukaryota; Dinophyceae; Suessiales; Symbiodiniaceae
Source: the annotation of a GenBank genome assembly
AGCCGCGGGCUCCGGGCUUCGGGCUCCGGGCUGCGGGCUGCGGGCUUCCGGCCCCGCCAGGUGAUGUGGCCUGCGGCCAUUUGCCGAGGGAAUGGACGGGAUUCUGCCCAGCCUCGUGCGUGAAGAUGCUGAGCCCGUGAAGAGCCAAGUCCAGGGCCUGCUGCACAUCGCGGACGCGCUGCUGAACCGGGAGCGCCGCAGGGCCAACUUCAGAGCCCGGGUGCGGGCGAAGCGGAGGUCGCCAGGCCGCGGCCCAUCAAAUCCUCCGGAGGUGCUUGCUGCUGAAAGCCGGCCCACCGAGGAAGCGCCCGAGAGCGGAGAUGAUGAGAACGAGGGAGUGCCGCGACGCCGCGGUGCCAACGGCAAGCGCCUGCCACGCAUCGCGAAAACCGCGAAGCCUGAGGAGGAGUUUUUGUCCCUGUCAGAGGCGCAGGUGGCGGUGGAGAAGUACCGGCAGCGCAGCCGGGCCGCGGAGGCCGCCAUCCAGGCCUCUGUGGAGAGGUUUGACCGGGGCAAACGGCUUCAGGAGCCGCUGCUGGACGACUUGAAGCAGCUGAAGAAGUUCGUUGCGUCAGCAGAUCGACACAGACCACACUUGCUUCUGGAGCGCCGGGUGGAGGUGGGCAUUCGCCACACCUUUCAAACCGCGAAGUCCAAGAAGGUCAAGCGCUGGGAUGAAGGGUCACAGCCGAGCUCCAAGUCCUCGUCCUCCUCUGCAACAGACAGUGCUAAGAUUUCGAAGAAAUCCAAGCCUGAAGCAAGCGAGACCGGGGGAAGUUUCACACAUGGGCCGUGGGAGGCUCCGCCGAGCACAAGCCCUUCUAAAGAGUGCCUGCCCCAUCCGAUCCAGAAACAGGCGGAAUCUCCAGAGCUGUCUCCAGAAGAGGCGGAGCAGCAGCUCUUUAGCCUGGCACAGGACAUCCAGACCAAGGAGAUGGCGCAGUCCCUUCGACUUCAAAGAAGCCCAGGAAUGCGCGAUACCACCAGCAGCAAUCAAGACUGGCUGGAGGCGGCGCGCUCGACCCGCUCUCGCUCCUGGGAGCACAUCGAGGAGGUGGAGGAGCAAGAGGCACCUCGGCACCGGGCGCGGCGAGCGCCCAGGUGCUUCCAGGGCCAGGUUCCCACACCUGCAGAGCAACGGGCAGCCGGCCGGCGCCACAUUGUCUUCUGGCACAGCAGCGUGUGGCCGAAGCUUCUUCGUGGCAAGAAAAGCUCCAGGGUCCUGCGGGAGGUCGCUCGCCGAGAUUGCUUCGAGGAUGAGGGCUCUCCUUCAUCGCAUGCCUUCAUCGUGGCAGCGAACAAGCAGGUGCAAGAUGACAAGGUCCGCACUCUGCGACUGAGCGGCUCCACACCCAGCAUUGGGUCCUCGGACUGCUCGUUUAGCAAUCAGAAGGGCAGCUUGGCCAGAUCCUGCUUGAAGCCUUGGCGAUCGCCUGUGGAAGCCUUGUUGGGAAAGAGCUUCAUCUAUCCCAACGGUCGGCGAGGCAGCGCCCGAGUUUCGGACAUGCUGGGCACCAGCACUGCAAACAAGACAGGCAGCAAGACGGAAAGGCUGCCGAUCCUUGCAACGCAGCAGGUGGAGGCCGAAGCCAGCUCCCAUGCUGCCUGGGAACAGAUCAAGCGCACUCACGGAUUCUCGGUGCUGUGCCAGAAGAGAUGAGCAGGAAUGUCAAUUUCUGGUACACUCGUACUGGCAAACUGACAUUCGACCGAGUGUAAAAAGACUCAUGGACCCCCAAAAAAGACAUUAUGCUCGAUGUUUUUG